This is a messenger RNA of Culex pipiens pallens (northern house mosquito), 3429 nucleotides long. RefSeq names its product galactosylgalactosylxylosylprotein 3-beta-glucuronosyltransferase S. Bases 919 to 2019 code for a protein of 366 amino acids. The transcript is spliced from 5 exons. Gene Ontology annotation, biological process: carbohydrate metabolic process; chondroitin sulfate proteoglycan biosynthetic process. NCBI's taxonomy places the organism in Eukaryota, Metazoa, Arthropoda, Insecta, Diptera, Culicidae. Gene Ontology annotation, molecular function: galactosylgalactosylxylosylprotein 3-beta-glucuronosyltransferase activity. Gene Ontology annotation, cellular component: Golgi membrane. The record is from RefSeq and is a predicted model, not a curated record.
UCGCCGUCGUCCAUUCAACACUGGCAAUCAUUCAUCGCAGCAAAUCGGAGUCCAAAAAAAACAUUUCCAUUCGUUCGAAUCGCGUUUGGGUCGCGGUCCCGGAGGGGGUGGUGGUGACGGUGUGGUCACAGCAUAAAACGCAGCAGCAUAGAGCAUAAGAUUAUUGUGUUUGGUGCGGUGUGCAAAACAGUGAAGAAAAAUUCGACUGUUGUGUUUUGGUUUUGGGCCCGAGUCGAAACAGAAAAAUUUAAUUCAAAAGUUGUUGGUGCUACUGCUGAAGGAGAGUGUGUUGCUCUAAAACCAGAAUAUGAAGCUAAAAUUUCGAUGUUGAAAGUGUGUUGCUGCUGCUAUACAUAGUUAUACAACGCGGUGGCCACCACCAGGCCGAGUGGAUUUAAUUAGUCGCGGUCAGCAACAAAAGAAUAGUGUACAAUUCGCGAAAUUGAAGCCCAGGUCACAAAGUCCAAUUUGGCUGGGGUGGUCUCGAAGGGAAAUCAAAGGAAAAACCCGCAGAUCAAAACUGCAGAGCAGGAAGAUGCCCUCUGGCGGCUGACCGAGGCCAGCAGCAGCAGCAGCAGUCUGGGUCGAAAAGAUAAAAAUAAUCGCCACAAUUAAACUUGAUGAGGUGCCAAUAACUUGCUUUGGAACGCGAAAAGAGGCCGCAGUUCCGUGAAGCCCUUUUUUAGGGGGAGACGGCGAAACGGGGGUUGGGUGCGUGACAAUCUGGACACAGACAACAAAGAUGGUCACGGUGCUGUGAUUUGUGUGUCGAAGGCCAAAAGAAGCAAUGCAUUGACCUUUUUUUGGGGCAGCCCUUAAUUGGAGGUCUAUUUUGGAGUGUUGAUUUGAAGAAGGGUUCGAUUUAAGGGGGGCCUGGCCACGACUACUGGUCAGAGGUUGGUCCGGCCCAGUGCUGGAAUGCUGGUGAAGAUGGUGCACUCGUUCUGUCGAAACGUAACGCGGGCCAGGAGCUUUGCCAUGGGAGUAGUUAUCCUUUUUGUGGUUGGAGUUUUCUUCUUCAACAACUCGUACAUGAUGGCAGACGAUGCCAGCCAGGACUUUGCGAUGAUCCCGGUGAACGACACGAUGGCGGUGUGCUUCGAGAGUUUCGACGACACCCGCAAGCUGCUGUACGGUGAGGUCACCGCGGACAGCAGCACCCCGGAACCGGCGGCGCCGAUCAUCUACUUCGUGACACCGACGUACCCGCGGCGGGAGCAGAUUGCCGAAAUAACGCGGCUCGGGCAAACGCUGAUGCACGUGCCCUAUUUGCACUGGAUCGUUGCGGACGACACGGACGGCUGUAACCGGGUGCUGAACAGUUUGCUGAAGAGAUUCGGUAUUCCCUACACUCACAUCGCCAGCCCGAUGCCGGCGUUCUACCGCACCAAGAAGCUGGUCCCGCGGGGUGUCGCCAACCGGCGGGCCGCCCUGGCCUGGAUCCGCAACAACAACAAAAAGUCCGGCGUGCUCUACUUUGGCGACGACGAUAACACCUUCGAUCUGAAGCUGUUCAGCGAGAUACGAACCACCAAGAAGGUUUCAAUGUUCCCCGUUGGGCUGAUUGGCGAUUACGCCGUCAGCACCCCGGUCGUCAAGAAUGGCAAAGUCGAGGGUUUCUUCGACUCGUGGCCGGCGAAGCGCAAGUGGCCCGUCGACAUGGCCGGAUUCGCCGUCAGCCUGGAGUACAUGGCGGCCAGCCCGAACGUGACGAUGCCGUUCAAGGCCGGCUACGAGGAGGACGAGUUCCUGAAGAGUAUCGGCCUGCGGAUGCAGGACAUCGAACCGAAGGCCAGCAACUGCACCGAGGUGCUCGUGUGGCACACGCAAACCAAAAACAACAAACCGCCCAAGGUGCGCAUCAGCGCCGGGACACUGCAGAACGAUAAGGUCAACCUGGGGGUUCUCCUGAAGCAGCUUGGCGUGAUGGGCGUGAGUCAUAUCAGCCAGUCGGAAGGUACCGUGGCGCAAAUCACCAAGGACGGAAAGUCCAAGUCGCUGCUUUCCUGGUUUAGUUAAUUUUCCUUUUAAGGUCCUAGCCGAUGAUGCAGUACUCUUUGAAAAAUCCAGCAAAUGUUUUACGCGCAAGAAAGCAAUACAAUGACAGCUACUGAACACGAAACUUUACGAGGACGACAUUAGUUACAAAAGAAGAUAAUUAAUCUCAGCGUAGGUUUGAGUUUGUUAAAAAAAAAUGUUACCAAUUAAACAUCUAGAACAGGAACAGCACUGCAUUGCAUCAACGAUCAGAACAAACUAAUGGAACUUGCUUUAAAAUCCGCGAUUUCGUGGAUUAAAAAUAUAGUGAUUAUCACGCACAUAAAAACAGUUUACCAUAAUGACUCAUGUACAUGUAACUCAUACCCAUCGCCAUCAAGCAAGUAACUAUUGAAAAAGCGAUCAAACGCCGUGUGCACUUUUUGAGAUUAUCACAUCACACACACACACAGAGACAGACACGCACUGAGAAAAGUUAGGCCGCAAAAUGAUAGAGAAAAACCCUUAAUUUGUAAGAGUUGAGAGAAGAAACACGCAAAACACUCAUCUCGUUUUAAGUUUUUUAGCUUAGCUUUGUGAAACCAUAAACCGUCACACUCCCGUUGGAACUACUAAGACAGCCUCUAGGAUAGGAAAUUAAACUAGAACAAAUCUUGAGAUGGAGAGAAGAAACGAAAUAGUCCUAAGUUGCAACAGAGUAAGGAACACUUCCACGCAAAUGAUUUAGUGUUUUUCUUUUGUUUAGUUUGCUGUGAUAUUAGUUUAGUGUUCGCACAAAACAGAAAUAAAAAGUUUAAGAAUAAAAAGGUCGAUUUUUGAAAUCAGUUGUGAACGGUUAGUGUUUGGUUGUAGCGAGGUUUUUAUUUAUUUUAUCGGCUCACUCAAACUGCUUAAAUAAUACUUUUUAAACCGAACAAAAAAAAAGGAAAAGAAAAAAUGUGAUCAAGCCAACUUAGAACGAUUGCACUAGUCAAAGCAGAUCGUUUGACUAAAAACAAAAACAAACCGGAACCCAAUCGGCCAUUCAACGUUUGUAAGCCAGACAAGAAGUAUUAGUUAGUCUUCCGUUGUUGUCGCAGCGCGCACACAACGCUUCGAAAGCGAAAUCAGAACAAAAGAAUUGAACAUUUCCAAACGCAAACAAAAUGAAUCACUAACAUCUCGUUGUCUGAAAAUUGUAUGCAAAUCUACUACACUACAACUACUCCUUAAAAAAACGAACAAACGUGUAUAUCUCCUCCUCGUCUAAAAUUACUUCACUUGGAUGUCUCGAUUGGUUCUUGAUAUUAAACAGAAAACUUUAAAUCUAGGUUUGUGAAUAGUUAGUACGUAUGGAUAAGAAUCUGUUUUUUAGCAUUUUAAAUCGCUUUGUAACUUUAUGAGGAUGAUGAAAAAAGGACGAAAUAAAGGCAAGUCACGUUGCUAAAACAA